Amphiprion ocellaris (clown anemonefish) is the source of this 3010-nucleotide messenger RNA. It is a transcript of the gene tgfa, whose product is annotated as transforming growth factor, alpha. Lineage: Eukaryota; Metazoa; Chordata; Actinopteri; Pomacentridae. The record is from RefSeq and is a predicted model, not a curated record. The transcript has 8 exons. Gene Ontology annotation, biological process: positive regulation of mitotic nuclear division; positive regulation of cell population proliferation; epidermal growth factor receptor signaling pathway. Bases 711 to 1517 code for a protein of 268 amino acids.
AAGAAAACUUUUAUUAAUUUUCAAACCCAGUGAUGAAUGAAGUCAGUUAUAUUCAUAGAGCCGAAAACACGUUGUUUCCUGUAUUUAUGAUCAAAUUAAAGGCAAAUUGUGAAAAAAUAUCUAAAUAAAUUCCAUUUCCUGUGAAAAUUUAUAAUAAUAAUUAAUUCCAUGUGUUGCAGGAUGACCUACAAAUGGAUAAAAGCUGCAGCAAAAUCUCUCUCAUAUACUUUCUUCCAGAUUGCAUAAAAUCACUGUGAAAUUUAAAUGAUUCAUAAAUCAAAUUGGGCUAAAAUGAAGCACACAAAUACGAUCAAACCAAAAAAAAAAAAAAAAAAAAAACUAUGAUAUUGAGGUCACAGAGAGAGGACACCACCUCCUCCCAGCUCCCUCCCUGCCAGCUCUAAUUGGUCAGCUCUGACAGGAUUACACGAGUUUCCUCAAUUGAACACACUGAAGUUAAACGCUCGGAUGAUCCAGGAGAGGAAUAAGGGGGAGAAAGAAAACUCGACUGCGGUCACUUUUCACACGACUUCACCUACAAACUGCCAGUAGAUCAGCUGCUGACGUGACACAAGCCGAAAUAUCUGCUCAGGAUUAAAUGUUUUUUCUGAAGAUCUCUGCUGUUCGACCUACAAUGUGGCUCCUCAACACGCCCGCAUUUCGGUGAAGCUGCUCGUCAAGUUAAUGUAGUUUCAGACCCUCCAGUCGUCAUGAUGACUCGGAUUUUCUGGGAUGCAGUGUUCCUCAUAAGCGGUUCUUUUAGUAUGUCUGUGGUACUCAACGGUUCUCUCUUUACGUUUGGAGCCGGGCAGAGCAGUUCAGCGAUUAUUGAAGCCAACAUUUCCAUCGAUACAAACUCCACCGCUGCUCCGAACACCUCCAGUAGCAGCUCUGUGCCGCCCGGCAGCAGCGACCCGACUGCAACUGUGAUUACAACGACGGAGACUCGCAUCGAUACAGUUAAAAGUUCCUUCUUCACAUUUGAGGAACAGCAGACGAAUACAACCAUUGAUGCCACCAUUUCCAUCAAUACCACCUCUGCUGCUGCUCCCAACAUUUCAGCAAGCAGCUCUCCAGCAACCAGCAGCCGAGACUCCACAACCAAGAGCCUCAUUCCUGCUGCUCAUGCUACAACCAUCCGCCCGCUUAAAAAGUUUGUGGCGGCGGCUGUUCGGUCUCAUUUCGAUGACUGUCCGGAUUCCCAACAGCAUUUCUGCUUCCAUGGCACAUGUCGCUUUCUGAUACAGGAGGAGGCACCUGCAUGUGUGUGUCAUCCAGGCUUCGUUGGGAUGAGGUGUGAGCAUGCAGACCUGCUCGCCGUAGUAGCAACCAAUCACAGGCAACAGACCGUCGCCACGGUGCUGGUGUUGUGUGUGAUUGGGUGUGUUCUCAUCAUGGUGUUGUGUACACUCUUACACUGCUGGUGGAGGCAGGACUGUCGCAGGCGGAGCUACGCGCAUCACUACGUGGCAGAAAAGCACGGCGUGUCCUGCUAUCCAUCUGAGAGUGUGGUUUGAGACGUCUUGCUUGAGCUCUUUGCGUCAUGUUUCGUUGUGCUCAUCUGUCUGGCUCACCAACACUCAGGAUUGCAUCCAAAGUGGUACAACCAGCCAGAGGCGAAGCUGUAUUAUCUUCAGUGCGACUGAGGUAGGCCUUCUUGAUGUGGGAGCUUAAAUGUUUUUGUUUUUUUUUCUCUAUUGAGUGGGAGCUCUGGACUACAACGAUUUAGGACGCGUUCACUUCCCUCAUUGAUUCUGUGGAAAUACACGCAGAACUGCAACAGUCUGUUUGAACUUCUGAGAUCGAAGCUGCCUCUGAAUCCUGCAUGGGAAGAGCUUCAUGUGUCCCGAUUACUGUUUACAGCCUCGAGGACUUCAGAAAUUAUGUACCAGGCUAUUAACCAUCCUGUGUGGAUGUCGAAUGAGAGAGGCGUUUAUUUUGGACUGUGUGAUGACAACAAUCUGUUUACUUAAGUCAGGAGACCCCAAUUCCUAUUUUUGUCUUUUAAUAUCUUUGCACGUUUUUUCAUCAGAACUCUACAAGCACGAAGGACAUUUUUAAUAAUUUAUGGUGGGGGAAACUGAUGCUUUAAAGGCAUUUUAGUGUCUGUUUUUAAAGAAGGAGCUCACAUCACCUGACAGGAGUAGGAAUUGUCAACUGGACUGACUGCAUAUUCAUUUCCUGGACUUUGUUCAACAAAUGUACACAAAGACAAAAAAAUAUCUUGGCGACUCCGGUAUUAUUAUUGAAGAAUAAAUUAUUUGUCGGUUUUACUUUUUAUUCCUGAGCUGUACUUGAACCUUUGAAUUGCAGGCUAUAACUGCACCAACAGAUGCACUUCCUGGGUGGCCACUUUAGUCUACACUACUUUUAUAAUAUUGCACUUUUCUUUUAAGCUUGCUCACUGUCCAUUAAAAAAAAACUGCACUCACUUCACAAUGUAGUCACUAGAAAACGCAUCCAUGUACAAGAGAUGCCAAACACAGCUGUUUCUAACUCUGCCUGUAUGGAAAAAGGUUGGUACGCAUCCACCUUAAGCAUGCAUGCACUUAAAUUACAGCUGGUAUUUUUAGAACAACAACACAAAAUAGAAGAGUGGUGUGUUAUAGCAUUGCCUCUGACUUGAUUUCAGCUUCUGGAUUAAAAAUGAAAAAGUUAUUGCUGAAGGAAUUAAAAACAGGAAUUAAAAACUCGUGUAAAGCAUGUGCACUUGCUCUGUGUGUGGAAGAAAAUGAAUGUGAUGGUGUUUAUAUGCCAAAAGACUCAGAGAGGAUGAUGCACUCAUCUUUGUUUACAGCAUCUGAUCAUAUUUGCAUUGCAGAAUUUUUGUGUUUAUUAUGGCAUUGAAGUGUAAAUGUGAAAAAUGGAGGAAUAUUCAAUGUAUACAUGGAGUGUCAAUAGAAAACCGUCUCACCAUGCAUUAUCCCUUCAUCAGAUUUAUGUCGUCACAGUUGGAAAGCCUCAUUAUGUCUAUUUGUUUUCCCAAUGAAGAAUUAAAUAUGCAAGCGUG